UAAAAUGGCUGCAGUAAUAGACUUAUGGACUCAGGAGCACUUCAACUGUCCGAUAUGCCUGGAUCUGCUGAAGGAUCCUGUCACUCUUCCCUGUGGACACAGUUUCUGUAUGGACUGCACUACAGGCUGCUUGAAUCAGGAAGAUCAGAAGAGAGUCUACAGCUGCCCACAGUGCCGACAGACCUUCACUUCGAGGCCUAUUCUAGGAAGAAACACAAUGCUGGCUGAAGUGGUGGACAAACUGAGGAUCAUGGGACUCCAGGCUGCUCCUCCUGCUCACUGUUAUGCUGGACCUGGAGAUGUGGAGUGUGAUGUUUGCACUGGGCGAAAACGAAAGUCUGUCAAGUCCUGUCUGGUCUGUCUGUCCUCUUACUGUGAAACUCACCUCAGAGUUCAUAAUGAUCUCAACCCAGGGAAGAAACACAAAGUAAUUGAUGCCACUGGAAACCUACAGGAUCUGAUCUGCUCUCAACAUGAUAAAUUAUUGGAGGUCUAUUGUCGUACUGACCAAAAAUGUAUAUGUGUGCUGUGUGCUAUGGAUGAACACAAACAACAUGAUACAGUUGCAGCCACUACACAGAGGACAGUGAAACAGAGACAGUUACAGGAAUUGAUGUUGAAAGUCCAGUGGCAAAUACAAGAGAAAGUGAAAGAACUCAAGGAGCUUCGACAGGAUGUGAAAAAUCUGAAGAUCUCUGCUCAGGCAGUAGUGGUGGAGAGUGAGAGGAUCUUCACUGAAAUGAUCCGCUCUGUUGAGAGAAGACACUUUGAGGUGAUAGAGCUGAUCAGAGAUCAGGAGAGGGCUGAGGCAAGUCGAGUUGAAGAACUCAUGGGGAAACUGGAGCAAGAGAUUGCUGAGCUGAAGAAGAGUGAGACGGACUUGGAGCAGCUUUCACAUACUGAGGACCAUAUCCUUUUUCUACUGGGCUUUCCAUCUCUUUCUCCACCUUCUGAAUCCAUGAUUGGAGAUAUAGUCCAUGUAAAUGAAGAUCUGUGCUUUGAGGUGGUGAUGAAAAAUAUUUAUUUUCUCAAAGAACAAAUAGAACACUUCUGCUCACUGGGAGUUGGGCAAAUGUCUGGAAAAGACUUUCAGGUUCCUACCACAGAAUCCAAGACAAGAGAACAUUUCUUAACUUAUUCAUCCCAUCUGCAACUAGACCUCAACACUGUGCACAGAAACCUUUGUCUGGGUAGACAAACAACGGAGGUCUUCUACUGCGGCACAGUCCAGUUGUACCCUGACAACCCAGAGAGAUUUGACUGCUGGCAGCAGGUGCUCUGUAGAAAGGGCUUAACUGGGCGAUGCUACUGGGAGGCAGAGUGGAGUGAAAGUGGCUUGUGGGGAGGUUACACUGCAGUAUCUUACAAAGGCAUACACAGGAAAGGAGGUGGCAAUGAAAGCAGGUUUGGCCAUAACAACCAGUCCUGGAGUUUGCACCACUCUCCUAACAAGUGUUCUUUCCUCCAUGAUAAAACUGAGACUGAACUCCCUCCAGUCAUCAGCUGCUCCAGAAUAGGAGUGUUUGUGGAUCACAAAGCAGGAAUUCUAUCAUUCUAUUGUGUGUCUGAUACAAUGAUUCUCCUACAUAAAGUCCAGACCAAAUUCACCCAACCCCUCUAUCCUGGCUUUUGGGUACCAGUUGGAUCACAGGUAAAGCUGUCCUUCUGAACGCCAUGAACAUUUAUUGUCACUUUUAUUCAGACUGACAGUGACAGAUUGUUAAGAACAGAGAUAGAUGUGUCUUGGAAGAUGUUUCAUUUCUAGUUAGCCUUUCCAGAUCUUGGUGAUCCAGAUGUGGUAAUUGUGUUGGGCAUAAAAAAGUGUCAGAAACGUACUUGUAGAAAAAUGGGCAAUUGUUAUUUAAUGUUUAUUGUCCUUUUACAAUGUAUACUAUUGAUAUUUCUCACUGUGUGCAUACAUGCUAUCACAACUGUACUGGAAACUGAGCUAGCAGAGCAAGGUUCCAGGAUAAUCAGGUGUUUAGUAGAAGAAUACCCAUAGGCAAAUGAUAUACCCUAAUAUACUGAUAAUAUAUAUCACUGUUAAUAUGUA
Messenger RNA from Alosa alosa (allis shad), 2053 nucleotides. Its product is annotated as E3 ubiquitin/ISG15 ligase TRIM25-like. The record is from RefSeq and is a predicted model, not a curated record. The coding region runs from base 5 to 1669 and encodes 554 amino acids. The transcript is spliced from 6 exons. Lineage: Eukaryota; Metazoa; Chordata; Actinopteri; Clupeiformes; Clupeidae. Gene Ontology annotation, molecular function: zinc ion binding; protein binding.